AUCGCACCACCCGUUGCUCCAAGAGCUGCAGGGGGACAUCAUGGCGACCUUCGCACGACCGGUGGCUUCCACCAUUGCGGGGAUUGACUUUGGCGUCUACACCGAUGAAGACAUCAAAGCUCUCUCUGUAAAGCGAAUCCAGAACACCCCGGCGCUGGAUUCCUUCAACAAUCCUGUUCCUGGUGGUCUCUAUGACCCAGCUCUGGGUGCCUGGGGUGAUCAUGUCUGCACAACAUGUCGGCAGUCUUCCUGGUCUUGCACAGGCCAUUCUGGUCAUGUUGAGCUGCCAGUCCGUGUGUACAAUCCCACCCAUUUCGAGCAGAUGUACCGUCUUUUGAAGGCGCAAUGUGUCUACUGCCAUCGCUUCCAAAUGUCUCGCUUCGAAAUCAACACGUAUGCCUGCAAAUUGCGACUCUUGCAGUAUGGCUUGGUAGAGGAGGUUGCUGUCAUUGAUACGAUGGCUCAUUCGACGGGCAAUAAGAGAAAGGCCGCCAAAGACGGCGAAGGAUCCAGCGAUGAGGACGAGGACGAUGACGACAAAAUGGCUCGUAGAACCUCCUACGUCAAGAAAUGCAUCCGACAAGCGCAAGCAGAUGGAAGACUAAAGGGUCUUAUGGCUGGUGCGAAGAACCCCUUGGCUGCGGAGCAGCGCCGGUUCCUCGUGAGAGAGUUCAUGAAAGCCAUCGGCACUCCAGGCAAGUGUGCCAGCUGUAGUGGUAUCUCGCCGUCCUAUCGGAAAGAUAAGUUCUCGAAGGUUUUCCGCAAGGCUCUACCUGAAAAGUCCAAACACGCUAUGCUGCAGGCUGGAUUCCAAGCGCCCAACUCUUUGAUCCUCCUUCAGGAGGCUCAGAAGUUCAACAGCAAGGAUAAGGAGGCACAGGCAGACGGAGCCUCGGACACCGCAUCUCAGGUUCAUGGAGCCGAGGAGGAAGUUGCCCGUGGAAAUGCUGUUGUCACUGAGCUCGAGAACAAGAAACAGACCGCCGGUGAAGGCCAGCAAUACAUGCCUUCUCCCGAAGUUCAUGCCGCAUUGACCUUGCUUUUCGAGAAGGAAGCGGAAAUCCUGACUCUCGUGUACAAUUCUCGACCAUUACCGAAGAAGGAAUCCCGAGUUAGCGCAGACAUGUUCUUCAUCAAGAACAUCUUGGUACCGCCCAACAGAUAUCGUCCCGCCGCGCAGCAAGGAGCUGGCGCUAUUCUGGAGGCUCAGCAAAACACCAUCUUUACGAGUAUUCUGAAGAACUGCGACAUCAUCAACCAGAUCAGCAAGGAGAGACAAAGCAGCAGCUCUAGUGCUGCUAUGCGUGUUCGCGAUUACCGUGACCUGCUUCACUCCAUUGUUCAGCUUCAGGAUACUGUGAACGGACUUAUCGACCGUGACCGAAAUGCCUCCGCUGGACCAGCUGCCGCCGCCGGCCCCAACGGUAUUAAGCAGAUUUUGGAAAAGAAGGAAGGUCUCUUCCGGAAGAACAUGAUGGGAAAGCGUGUCAACUUUGCCGCUCGCAGUGUCAUCUCCCCCGACCCGAACAUUGAGACCAACGAAAUUGGUGUCCCCAUGGUUUUCGCUAAGAAGUUGACUUACCCCGAGCCCGUGACCAACCACAACUUCUGGGAAAUGAAACAGGCGGUCAUCAACGGUCCCGACAAAUACCCGGGUGCUUCUGCCAUUGAGAAUGAAUUGGGACAGGUCACCAACCUCAAGUUCAAGAGCUUGGACGAGCGUACCGCUCUGGCUAACCAAUUGCUUGCGCCGUCGAACUGGCGCAUGAAGGGGUCUCGCAACAAGAAAGUCUACCGUCAUCUUACCACUGGUGAUGUUGUGUUGAUGAACCGUCAGCCUACCCUCCACAAGCCGUCUAUCAUGGGUCACAAGGCCCGUGUUCUUCCCAACGAGAGAACGAUUCGCAUGCACUACGCUAACUGUAAUACCUACAAUGCGGAUUUCGAUGGUGACGAGAUGAACAUGCACUUCCCUCAGAACGAACUCGCCCGGUCAGAGGCCAUGAUGCUUGCGGAUGCAGACCAUCAGUAUCUUGUCGCAACGUCCGGCAAGCCUCUGCGUGGUUUGAUUCAGGAUCACAUUUCCAUGAGCACCUGGUUCACCUGCCGAGACAGUUUCUUCGAUGAGGAGGACUAUCACGAGCUCUUGUACAGCUGUCUUAGACCCGAGAACUCUCACACCAUUACCGACCGGAUUCAACUCAUCGGCCCUGCGGUCAUUCGACCCAAGCCUCUCUGGACCGGCAAACAAGUCAUCACCACCAUUCUCAAGAACAUCAUGCCCCCGGGUAGAGCCGGUCUCAACUUGAAGAGCAAGUCCUCGACGCCCGGUGACCGCUGGGGUGAGGGCAACGAAGAAGGCACCGUCAUUUUCAAGGAUGGAGAGUUGCUUUGCGGUAUUCUCGACAAGAAGCAAAUCGGUCCCACUGCUGGCGGUUUGGUUGAUGCCAUUCACGAAAUUUACGGACAUACCAUUGCGGGUCGCUUGAUCAGUAUCUUGGGUCGUCUUCUGACCAGGUUCCUCAACAUGCGCGCUUUCACUUGCGGUAUCGAUGAUCUUCGUUUGACUAAGGAAGGUGAUCGCGUACGCAGAGAAAAGAUCAGCGAGGCUGCCGCCAUGGGUCGUGAGGUCGCGCUCAAGUAUGUCACUCUCGACGAGACUACAGGCGCCGACCAGGACGCCGAGCUGACCCGGCGUCUGGAGGAAGUUCUUCGCGACGAUGAGAAACAGAGUGGUCUCGAUAGUGUUUCCAACGCCCGUAACGCGAAGCUGUCUACUGAGAUUACCCAAGCCUGUCUUCCUAAUGGUCUUGUUAAGCCAUUCCCCUGGAACCAGAUGCAGUCGAUGACAAUCUCUGGAGCCAAGGGUUCUAGCGUCAACGCCAACCUGAUUUCCUGCAACCUUGGACAGCAGGUUUUGGAAGGUCGCCGUGUACCUGUCAUGGUGAGCGGUAAGACGCUGCCCUCUUUCCGGGCGUAUGAUACGAAUCCCAUGGCUGGUGGUUACGUGUGUGGCCGUUUCUUGACUGGUAUCAAGCCCCAGGAAUAUUACUUCCACGCCAUGGCUGGUCGUGAGGGUUUGAUUGAUACUGCCGUCAAGACUUCCAGAUCCGGUUAUCUGCAGCGUUGUUUGAUCAAGGGAAUGGAGGGCUUGAGGGCUGAGUAUGACACUUCGGUCCGUGAGGCUUCCGAUGGAUCCAUUGUCCAGUUCUUGUACGGUGAGGAUGGUUUGGAUAUCACGAAGCAGGUUCACCUCAAGAACUUCGACUUUUUGGCAUCCAAUUACCUCUCCAUCAUGUCGCAGGUCAACCUGACCAGCGACUUCCACGGUCUGGAGAAGGAAGAGGUCGUCAACUGGCACAAGGAUGCUGUCAAGAAGGUUCGCAAGACGGGCAAGGUCGAUGCUAUGGAUCCUGUCCUUUCUCUCUAUCACCCUGGAGGUAAUCUGGGCAGUAUUUCCGAAGCAUUCUCGCAAGCACUCAAGAAGUACGAGGAUGCCAACCCCGAUGGACUGCUCAGGGAUAAGAAGAAGAGCAUCGAGGGUGUUAUCACCAAGAAGUCAUUCAACACUCUGAUGAACAUGAAGUACAUGAAGUCGGUUGUGGACCCUGGUGAGGCCGUCGGUAUCGUGGCCGGUCAGUCUAUUGGUGAACCUUCCACUCAAAUGACUCUGAACACCUUCCACUUGGCUGGUCACUCCGCGAAGAACGUCACGCUGGGUAUUCCCCGUCUUCGUGAAAUUGUCAUGACAGCUAGUGCCCACAUCAUGACCCCUACCAUGACCCUGUAUCUGAACGAAGAGCUCUCUAAGGAGCACUCUGAAAGAUUCGCCAAGGCCAUCAGCAAGCUCAGCAUUGCAGAGGUUGUUGACAAGGUUCAGAUCAAGGAGAGAGUCUCUUCCGGCAGCAUGAAGGCCAAGAUCUACGACAUUGAGAUCGCGUUCUUCCCUCCUGAUGAGUACACCGCCGAGUAUGCUAUCACGACCAAGGAUGUGCAAAACGCUCUGCAGAACAAGUUCAUCCCGAGACUCGUGAAGCUUACCAAGGCCGAGCUCAAGAAGCGUAAUGACGAGAAGACGCUGAAGAAGUUCUCGACCGCUCAGCCUGAAAUUGGUGUCUCCGUCGGUACGGUCCAGGAUGCCCCGAGCGGCAGGGAUGCCGAAGAAGAGCCCAUGGAUGACGAUGUGGAAGACGAUGAGGACGACGCCAAGCGGGCCCGGGGCAACCAGAACCGCAACAACCAGGUCUCCUACGAAGGCCCGGAGGAUGAAGAGGAGAGCAUGGUGCGCCAGCAAGAUGCCAUGGACGAGGACGAGGAUGACGAGGGUGACAACACGCGCCAGAAGCGUGAUGUCGAGAUGGAUGAUGCCUCUGACUCCGACUCCGAGGAGCAAGGCAAGGACGCCAAGCUGCGUGAGGAGGACAUCAAGAACAAGUACGGCGAGGUCACUCAAUUCAAGUUCAAUCCCAAGAAGGGCGGAUCCUGCACCAUCCAGCUGCAGUACGACAUCGACACCCCCAAGCUUCUGCUCUUGCCUCUGGUCGAAGACGCUGCCCGCACUGCGGUCAUCCAGUCCAUCCCCGGUCUGGGCAACUGCACAUUCGUCGCGGCGGAUCCCGUCAAGGGCGAGCCCGCCUAUGUCAUCACGGAAGGUGUCAACCUGCUCGCCAUGCGCGACUACCAGGACAUCAUCAAGCCCCACUCCCUCUACACCAACUCGAUCCACCACAUGCUCACCCUCUAUGGCGUGGAGGCCGCGCGUGCCGCCAUCGUCAAGGAAAUGUCCGACGUCUUCGAGGGUCACAGCAUCUCCGUCGACAACCGCCAUCUGAACCUGAUCGGUGACGUGAUGACCCAGUCCGGUGGCUUCCGUCCCUUCAACCGCAACGGUCUGGUGAAGGACAGCUCCUCGCCCCUGGCCAAGAUGAGUUUCGAGACGACCGUCGGCUACCUCAAGGAGGCGGUGGUCGAGAGAGACUUCGACAACCUCAAGAGUCCCAGUGCCCGCAUCGUUGUCGGUCGUACCGGCAUCGUGGGUACGGGUGCGUUCGAUGUCCUUGCCCCCGUGGCAUAGACAACACCUCCUCGCCCCUCGCACUGUGUAUGCAUUUCUUCUCGUUGUAUAUGCUUGCCUAUCUGACUUUGCAUGUAACUCUACGCACUUCUUGUUUUUCACCCGUUUCGUCGUGUCUAUGACGUGUCCAACGAUUUCUGUGGAGUUGUCUUUCAGCGGAAUAAGAAAAAGUCCUUCUUAUUAGUUCCUUAAGAUAUAGCAUUCAAUAAAGAGUAUGAACCUUUU
Messenger RNA from Aspergillus aculeatus ATCC 16872, 5299 nucleotides. RefSeq names its product DNA-directed RNA polymerase I core subunit RPA190. The transcript is spliced from 4 exons. Gene Ontology annotation, cellular component: RNA polymerase I complex. Gene Ontology annotation, biological process: DNA-templated transcription. Lineage: Eukaryota; Fungi; Ascomycota; Eurotiomycetes; Eurotiales; Aspergillaceae. The record is from RefSeq and is a predicted model, not a curated record. Bases 41 to 5074 code for a protein of 1677 amino acids. Gene Ontology annotation, molecular function: DNA binding; DNA-directed RNA polymerase activity.